Molecule: messenger RNA, 558 nt
Organism: Australozyma saopauloensis
Lineage: Eukaryota; Fungi; Ascomycota; Pichiomycetes; Serinales; Metschnikowiaceae
Product: rRNA-processing protein
Exons: 1
Coding region: 1-558 (185 amino acids)
Cellular component (GO): small-subunit processome; nucleolus
Source: RefSeq, a predicted model, not a curated record
AUGGGAAAAGCCAAAAAGACGCGGAAGUUCGCACUUAUGAAAAGGGCCUCUAAAGGAACCGACCCUAAGAAAGACAACAAAAUCGUAAAAAAACAGGAUCCCGAGCUUGCACGGUCUGUUCCUCAAGUCUCUUCAGCAUUGUUCUUCCAAUACAACGAAGCCAUCAAGCCGCCAUAUCAGGUUCUUAUAGAUACCAAUUUUUUCAACUUCUCCAUCCAAAAGAAGAUAGAUAUCGUGAGAGGUCUUAUGGACUGUUUGUAUGCCAAAUGUAUACCUCUUGUUACUGACUGUGUCAUGGCCGAGUUGGAGAAGUUGGGACCCAAGUAUAGAAUUGCCCUCAAGCUAGCCAAAGACCCACGUAUCAAGAGACUCAGCUGUUCUCAUGGAGGAACUUAUGCCGAUGACUGCUUGGUGCAUCGUGUGAUGCAGCACAAGUGUUACAUUGUGGCAACCAAUGAUGCUGACUUGAAGAGAAGAAUUAGAAAAGUUCCGGGUAUUCCGCUUUUGAGUGUUGGAGGCCACGCUUAUGUGGUAGAGAGACUUCCAGAUGUAUUCUAA